GAACACAAUGAGCAGCCCGGACAAAUGGGUCACACUGACCCCAGCUGAGUUCGCCCUGCUGCAGGAGUAUGCUCAGUACUCGACCAAGAAGCUGAAGGAUGUACUGCAGGAGUUCCAUGGAGAUGGUGUGUUGGCUAAAUACAAUCCAGAGGAGAAGCAAGAAAUCCUCAGCCAGGAGAUCGACUUUGAGGGCUUCAAGGUGUUCAUGCAAACCUUCCUGGAGAGCGAACUCUCCGAAGAGUUCUGUCAACACCUCUUCAUGACGUUUAGCAACAAGGGACCCAAACCCAGUCCCUCAUCUUCUGACAAACACAAACCCAAUUUGAUCUCAUCAGGGCUGAAGCUGAUCAAAGGCAACUCGACCCCUCUGAAGAUGCCCGCGCUGCCCAGACCUCUGGAUACUGUUCAGCUGAAGGACAUCGUGUGUUACCUCUCAUUGCUGGAGGGUGGACGUCCUGAGGAUAAGCUGGAGUUUAUGUUUCGUCUUUACGACACAGAUGGAAACGGGUCUUUGGACAGCUCGGAGCUUGAGCACAUUAUCUCCCAGAUGAUGCACGUGGCAGAGUACCUGGAAUGGGAUGUGACUGAACUAAAACCAAUCCUCCAGGACAUGAUGCACGAGAUUGACUACGAUCACGAUGGCACAGUGUCACUGGAGGAGUGGAUCCAGGGAGGAAUGACCACCAUCCCGCUGCUGGUUCUGCUCGGCCUGGAGACAAAUGUUAAAGAUGACGGGCAACAUGUGUGGAGACUGAAGCACUUCAACAAGCCAGCCUACUGUAACCUGUGUCUCAACAUGCUAAUUGGACUGGGGAAGCAGGGACUCUGCUGCUCAUUCUGCAAGUACACAGUCCACGAGCGUUGUGUGGCUCGCGCUCCGCCGUCUUGCAUCAAAACCUAUGUCAAAUCCAAGAAAAACACAGAGGUAAUGCUCCAUUUCUGGGUGGAAGGGAACUGCCCCACCAAGUGUGACAAGUGUCACAAAACCAUUAAGUGUUACCAGGGCCUGACUGGUCUCCACUGCGUGUGGUGUCAAAUCACACUCCAUAACAAGUGUGCCUCCCAUGUGAAACCUGAGUGUGACUGCGGACCCCUGAAGGAUCACAUCCUGCCCCCCAACUCAAUCUGCCCUAUCGUCCUGGUAAGACAACCUCGCUGCUUGACCUUUGACCCCAAGGAAAGGCAGUCAACGGUGAGGAAGGACUCUCGGUCCAGCCAGUCGAGCCGAGGGAAGAUGCAGCGAGCCAACUCAGUCACAGUGGAUGGUCAAGGACUGCAGAUCACAACAAUAGAGGGCACUCAUCCUCUGCUAGUGUUUGUCAAUCCGAAGAGCGGGGGGAAGCAGGGAGAGAGGAUUUACAGAAAGUUCCAGUAUCUUCUGAACCCGAGACAAGUGUACAACCUGGCCAAGAAUGGACCCAUGCCAGGGUUGAACUUCUUCAGAGAUGUUGCUGAUUUCAGAGUGCUGGCCUGUGGAGGGGACGGCACGGUGGGCUGGAUCCUGGACUUCAUAGAUAAGGCCAACCUGGACAGGAACCCCCCCGUGUGUAUACUUCCUCUUGGCACGGGCAACGACCUGGCAAGAUGUCUGCGAUGGGGAGGAGGCUAUGAGGGUGAGAGCCUCCUGAAGAUCCUGCGAGACAUCGAGAACAGCACGGAGUUGAUGCUGGACCGCUGGAAGAUUGAUGUCACGCCCACAGACAAGGAGGAGCGAGGGGACCCGGUGCCUUACAGCAUUGUUAACAACUACUUCUCCAUCGGAGUGGAUGCUUCAAUUGCACAUCGUUUCCAUGUUAUGAGAGAGAAACACCCUGAGAAGUUUAACAGCAGAACAAAGAAUAAGCUGUGGUACUUUGAGUUUGGCACUUCGGAGACCUUUUCGGCCACAUGUAAGAAGCUCCACGACUUUCUGGAGGUUGAGUGUGAUGGUGUUACUCUGGACCUGAGCACCAUCUCCCUAGAAGGCAUCGCCAUUCUCAACAUUCCCAGCAUGCACGGCGGGUCCAACCUUUGGGGCGAGAGCAAGAAGAGGAGGGGAAACCGAAAGGGUGGAAAAAAGGGCCAAGACAAGAGGACACCGGUGAUCGACCCCAAAGAGCUCAUGUUUGCAGUUCAAGACCUUUCUGACCAGCUGCUUGAGGUGGUGGGACUGGAAGGAGCCAUGGAGAUGGGUCAGAUCUACACCGGCCUGAAGAGCGCUGGAAGACGCCUGGCACAGUGCUCAUCUGUGACCAUCAGAACCAGUAAAUCACUCCCGAUGCAGAUUGAUGGUGAACCGUGGAUGCAGACUCCGUGCACUAUUGAGAUCAUCCACAAGAACCAGGCUCCCAUGUUGAUGGGACCACAGCAAGGACGGAGCUUCUUCUCUUCAGUCAUCAGAAGAACACGUACAGAAAGCAAAGAGUGA
Messenger RNA from Scomber japonicus (chub mackerel), 2407 nucleotides. It is a transcript of the gene dgkb, whose product is annotated as diacylglycerol kinase, beta. Gene Ontology annotation, cellular component: plasma membrane. Gene Ontology annotation, biological process: lipid phosphorylation; intracellular signal transduction; diacylglycerol metabolic process. The record is from RefSeq and is a predicted model, not a curated record. Gene Ontology annotation, molecular function: ATP-dependent diacylglycerol kinase activity; calcium ion binding. The coding region runs from base 8 to 2407 and encodes 799 amino acids. NCBI's taxonomy places the organism in Eukaryota, Metazoa, Chordata, Actinopteri, Scombriformes, Scombridae. The transcript has 25 exons.